AUGACCGCCCCAAGUUCCUCGCCCUCAAGACCGCCUUUUCCUGCCAUUGCGACCAAGGCCUCGUCGACCGCCCAGUCCUCUCAAUUGACCGCCGUCGCAGACAGCAAGCUUACCUCGGGCUCUCGGUCGGCCUCUCAGAGACCUCCCCAUGCCAGACUCCGUCAAGAUGCGCCCGUUCCAGACCCAACGUCGGAGAGGGCGACGUUGUCCCUGAUCAGAAGGACGUUGGUGGCAGAUGGGAGUAAUGGGGCAGACACAAGGCUGUCGCCGGCGCCGAUUGAAGGAAUCUUACCUCCGCUUACCAGUUCCAACGACGUAGAUGUGCAGCUUUAUGCCAUCGUCGCCAUAGUCAUCAAGGACUUUGUGAAUUCGUGGUACUCCAAGAUCACCCCGGACAGGGCAUUCGUGGACGAGGUCAUUCAGAUCAUUGCUCAUUGCAGUCGCGCAUUGGAACAGAGAAUACGCCAGAUUGAUAUCACGGAAUUGGUAUUGGAUGAGCUGCCGGUGCUGGUGGAAAGACAUAUUCAUGCCUACCGCACAGCGACCACUGCUCAAGCCGCUCUGCAGUAUGGGGAAAGUCCCCGACGGAUCUAUCACGCCUUGAAUCCACAUCCAGCCCUCGACCCGUCGCUGCCACCGGAACAGCAACAAGUCUACGAGUCGGCCUAUAGACAACUACUCAUUCAGGGGGCGCUGGCGGUCCUCCUUCCAACCGAAGACCUGGCGAACGCAUGUCUCAGAACCUUGGUGAGCGACAUCAUCUCCGACCUGAUCCUGGGACAGGCACUCGCGCAGAAACUCUGUCAACCAUGGUUUCUACACGGCACCGCCUCCAAGGUUGUGGAGAUCGUGACUUCCCGUCAUGCACCCUCCGCCGAUGACAAGAAUAUCCUCCAGCCAGAGGGACGCCAGAGCCGGUUGGAAAAGUUCGGCCUAUUAUCUUCCAAUACGCCUGCUCAGCAGGGUAAUUCGCCAGACGGUCACCAAUCAUUGCUUAGCGUAUGGUGCUGGAGACUGCUGCAGUACGCUUUCAUCGCAUAUCAGUCUGCGCGGUUUAUUCUCGUCGGUCUGGCCCACGCGCACCAUCUGCCCCGGAGGAGCCGCCAUCAUCAACUGGACGGCUCCACUGCGUCGCCGUCCUCGACCAAGCCACCCCUCUCAUCCGCCCGGCACGCAUCGGACCCCGGUGCGCGAUCCCCACGCGCAGUGAUCAAUUACAGGUUCUUCUCCUGCAUCUCUGCCAUGCUCGAUUUGACGGUCCGCAUGCCGUGGCUGGCAAGCUCAUUGGGGUUCUGGCAGCACAUUCUGAGCACGGGCCCAGGCAGGUACGGGGCUGCAAAUUCCACAGUGGACAAAUUCUUGUAUCACACAAUCUCGACUCGCCUGUUCUCAGCAGCAUUGAUCCCACCUCUCUUACUGCAGAUUCGUGUCCUCAUCUUCCCCAACAACAGCCUUGGUCCGCCUCCUCCGCCACCUCCUUCACCUGAAGAAGCACGCCAGAUCCGUUCCAAAGCCGCCUCCGACAUCCUCUCUCUCAUACCUCAACCGGUAGCCCGAACGUUUUUUGCCGUGCACGGCGAUGGUGGGAUUGAGAACGAAACCGAGACGAUGCGAGAGGAGAUCGAGGAGAGGCUUUUGGGAUGGAUCGACGAUGUCGAAAUGAACAAGUAUCUCGUCUAUGCGAUCUUGGAGUACGUCGUCCUCAAGCUCGUGCCCGAAAUGAAGGACAAGACGCCGAGUGAGCUUCUCGCCGAACGGGGCGUGGAUAUACUCGAUUCCCAGGAAGGCGAAGAAGCCACGGAGAAGGUGAAGGUGAAAGUGAAUGGUGCUUGA
Messenger RNA from Cladophialophora carrionii CBS 160.54, 1833 nucleotides. RefSeq lists its product as uncharacterized. Lineage: Eukaryota; Fungi; Ascomycota; Eurotiomycetes; Chaetothyriales; Herpotrichiellaceae. The coding region runs from base 1 to 1833 and encodes 610 amino acids. Gene Ontology annotation, molecular function: phosphatidylinositol binding. The transcript is spliced from 3 exons. The record is from RefSeq and is a predicted model, not a curated record. Gene Ontology annotation, cellular component: intracellular membrane-bounded organelle.